Coffea eugenioides is the source of this 1442-nucleotide messenger RNA. RefSeq lists its product as uncharacterized. Bases 1 to 1350 code for a protein of 449 amino acids. The transcript is spliced from 2 exons. Lineage: Eukaryota; Viridiplantae; Streptophyta; Magnoliopsida; Gentianales; Rubiaceae. The record is from RefSeq and is a predicted model, not a curated record. Gene Ontology annotation, molecular function: glycosyltransferase activity.
AUGCGCAGAUGGCAAAAUGUAAUCAACAACACAAACUUAUCAACUUUAGCCAAGCAAUACUGCGCCCAAGAUCUCGAAUCCACGGCCUCGAAGCUUCGUGACGCGGUCACUUUCCUCCCGCUAAAGGACUUGCGUUACACGAGCUCGGCCCAGCAAGGCCACACGUGGUUCAUGAGCUCCAUGUACGAUACACACGAGGAAGGUGAAGUCCAGUACCAACAAUUCCCAUCAGAGGCAUCAAAAGGAAGACUUUUAUGCCUCAAAGGUCGAGAUACACAUGAGGGUGCAUGGAAUUCCUAUGCGCUUGCAUGGCCUGAUACUCUACCCCACAAUGCCACCCUCCUGAAAGGGGUCACCUUCGUCUCGUACAACCACUACAACUACGACAACAUUUGGCACGGCCUCUCGGCCAUGGUGCCAUUCGUAGCGUGGCAUAUCAAGAACGGUUGUGCAGCGCCGACGCGGUGGGUUUUGUACCACUGGGGUGAGCUCAGGAUGAAAAUGGGGCCCUGGUUGAGGGCUUUAAUGGAAGCUACGUUCGGCGAACCGCUUUAUAUUGAAGGGUUUACUCAUGAUCAGGAGGUAGGAGGGCCUGAUGAUCAUGGUAAUAAUGAUGACGAUGAUGAUGAAAAUCCAUUUUGUUUUGAGGAAGCGGUGGUGAUGAGACACAAUGAAGGUGGGAUGUCGAGGCAGAGGAGAAUUGAGGUGUAUGAUCUGCUGAGGUGCAAGGCUAGGAUUUACUGCAACGUGAGCAUAGAGGGGAGGAAUGCCGAGGUUGAUGAAAAGGCGGGUGUACCGGUGAUUGGAAUGACUAUGUUCAUGAGGACUGGAGCUAGAUCAUUCAGGAAUCCUUCUGCUGUUAUUGCCAUCUUUGAGAAGGAAUGCAACAAGGUUGAGGCCUGCCGAUUCAGGGUUGCUUAUUCCAAUAAUCUCACAUUCUGUGAGCAGGUGAAACUGAUGAGUUCAACAGACAUUUUAAUCUCUCCACAUGGGGCACAAUUAACGAACAUGUUCUUGAUGGAUAGAAACAGCAGCGUCUUGGAAUUCUUCCCCAAAGGAUGGCUAAAACUUGCUGGAGUAGGGCAAUACGUCUACCACUGGAUUGCUAGCUGGUCAGGGAUGAAGCACCAGGGCGCAUGGCGAGACCCUGAUGGCGAAAAAUGUCCCUAUCCCGAAGAUGACAGGCGCUGCAUGUCCAUCUUUAAGAGUGGCCUAAUCGGCCAUAACCAGACCUACUUUUCCGAAUGGGCUAGAAAUGUUCUCGACGAUGUCAAGAUGAGGAAGAUGGAGGAAUUAGCCUGCCUCAUGAAUGAAGAAAAACAGCACCAACACCAAAACUGCUAUUGUUAGUGGAUGUGCCCUUUGCAAUUAUGAAUUAACCAGCUGAACUCUUCUUUUAAUUUAGCUUAUGAUCUCAUGUACUGGUUUUAAUUCAACAAAUU